Messenger RNA from Colossoma macropomum (tambaqui), 826 nucleotides. RefSeq names its product family with sequence similarity 136 member A (gene timcc). The coding region runs from base 195 to 611 and encodes 138 amino acids. Lineage: Eukaryota; Metazoa; Chordata; Actinopteri; Characiformes; Serrasalmidae. Gene Ontology annotation, cellular component: cytoplasm. The record is from RefSeq and is a predicted model, not a curated record. The transcript is spliced from 3 exons.
UUAGGGUUUCUCUCUUUAAGCUCUGCCUCCGGCCGCCUGUUGGUGUGUUUAUGGUGCGGUGUUUCUGGUUUGGCUGUGGAGCUGUGAUGAUAAAGGCUGAUAAAGGCUGGUAAAGGCUGGUAGAGAGGGAUUUGUGAGGUCUGUGGCCUUGCAGUUGCAGUGUCCGGCUCUAAACUGCUGUAGUUGAAGUGCAGAUGGCCGAGGCGCAGCAGGCCCGCGUUCAGAAGGCUGUGGAGGAGAUGGUGCAGAGUCUGGAGAGAGAGCAUAUCCGCAAAAUGCAGGGACGUAUGUUUCGAUGCAGUGCGGACUGUUGUGAGCGUUCUGCUGACUCGAUGAGCCAGGUACACCAGUGUAUAGAAGUCUGCCACGCACCUCUGGCUAAGGCUCAGGGAGUGGUCACUAAUGAGCUUGAGAAGUUCCAGGAUCGUCUGACACGAUGCACCAUGAACUGCAACGACAAAGCCAAAGACCUGUUUGACUCUGGAGCGAAAGAGGCAGCUGUGCGCUCUCUGAUGGAGAAGUGUGUGGGCAGCUGUGUGGACGACCAUCUAAAUCUGCUACCCAGCAUGACCCGCAGGCUGAAGGAAAGCCUCCAGUCUAUAGCCCAGUGAACCUACAGCUUAAGUACCAUUCAUAAUAGUUUUGUGAAGGAAUAUUCAAAGAAUGAUUGUUUAAUGAUGGACUUUGAUGUCUGUUUUCCCCACAAAGUUGGGUAUCUUCAUCACUGACGCCGUACUGUGACUUCAUACUCGUGUUGUGAUUGUUUUUACCGCAACUGCUGUUUUUGUUUUUGUACGGACAAUAAAAAUAUUACAGUGAAAUGAAA